AUGUCGUACUACGGGAACGGCCAGAACUACUACAACCCAAACAUUCCACAUUCCAACGUGGGCGCCCAAGGCCAAUACCAGGACCCCUACCACCGUUCCUCAUCGAGCACCGACCCAAACGAUGGUGCAAACGGAGGCACUGCAGGCGCAGGCGCGGUUUCAGACUACGGCUACGGUUAUGCCCAGCCAGAGCGCCGCAACAGCAUGGCUGCGCGCCAGAACGACGAGCUCUUCAUAGCCGCUGCAAACUCCCCGCACAUCGGUCAGGGUCCAAUGUCGCCUACCGCUGGUGGAUACGGCUCCAGUGCCGGCUAUGGCUACCCAUCACAGCGACAGCAACUCGAGUACAACCCCCAGAACUACAACACACAGCCCGUCGCUCUACCCAACCCUUCGCACUACGGCGGCGUCAGCAGACCCUUUGCACCGCCCGUCUCAACAACGGCCUCGCAUCAGCCCUACAAUCCAGCUGCCUAUGCGAGCAACAGUCUCGUCAGGACGAAUACUGCCAACCAAAACUAUGCCUUCUCUCCCACCUCUCCAACUGCCACGUACCCUUCGCCCUCUUCAUACCAGCAGUCGCAGUUUGGGAGAGCAGGCUCGGUUCAGAGAGGUGCUUCGUCUUAUACCACACCUGCACCGCCCCCACUACCUGUGCCUCCUGGAAGCACACAACUUCCCGCUGACGAUUGGGGCAACCGACCCUCUCCGCAUGCCUCCAACUCAUCGGGGUACUACUCGUCGAGCGCCUCGCAUGCUCCAUUACCCUCACCACCUGUCUACGACACUGGCUAUGGCUCACAACGCAGCGACAGAUACGGAAGUUUCCAAUCGAACCCCCUACCCCCGACUCCUGAAGUUCCGCCCCAUGGGUCACCUCAGCGAACGAAUAUGAUGUCUUCGCGACCGCUACCACCACCACCCCACGAGUCUGAUAGCGAUGAGUACUCGACGCCGCAGAAUGGAUACCAGGACGAGCUUUUCAACGACGUCUUGAGUAUGACGGGCGGUGGAACUCAUGUCCAACACUCCAACGGUCAAUACUAUCACACUGAGCGUCAUUCACCCGGAUACAAUGGUAUGAAUGGUGGCCAAGGAGGUGCAUACCCCGGGCGUGAGACAUACGCUAGCGACGAGAGUGAUGUCGAGGCUGCUGCUGGUCUGGCUGCACUCCAAAUGGCCGAAGAACAAGAGAGGGCUGAUGAGGCCCGGAGAGCUAGUGGUGGCAGCGGACUGUUUAGCAACUACACGUCAGUGCAUUCACCACAAAUGCCUACAGAACCCGCAAGAGAAGGAAGUGCAAGCGAUACCGAAUAUGUAGGCAUGGAUGUGGGUACAUAUGGCGGUGGCUUCAUGCCGUCCUUCAAUUAUGGUGGAGACCCAAGUCAGCUAGCAGCGGGAAGUGGCUACCCACCGUCGACAUCAGGCUCGCAACGACGAUCGGAGCGCUAUGGCGAAGAGUACGAUUCGAUUCACCCCUUCCCGUCCUUCUCGAGCAAUGCACGUGUCGACACUUUUGGUACUGGUGGUCUUCAAGAGCCUAGCGACCGACGACGGAGCUACGACGAAGGUGAUGAGGUCACCCUCAUGGACAGCGCGUCUAUCGCAUCCAGCUCUACUCUCAUAACACAAACAUCGGCCAUGCCCAGCGAACCACCAGACAUGUUUUACCACCCAGGAAUCUCAAACCGACCUCUGCCGCCUCCUCCAGUGAAUACCAACGCUCGACGAACAAACCACCAAAGCAACAGUUCUACCGGAUCUGGAUCCUACGAGUAUUGGCGCAACGCUCCGUCGUCCCGUGACCCGUACCCUGUCCAUCCUAAUGGUGGACACAUGAUAUCGCCCAAUGGUACACACGUCCCCCGUUCAACCUCGCUCCUACAGCACAGCAAUGCUCGAGAUGCCAUACCCUUGCCCAGAUCCAAAACCGAUGCGGAACAGGGGCACAGGUCUCGGGGUAGCCGCAAUACCUUUUAUGGUAAUGCCAUGGACAGCGAUGCGAACACACUAACUCCUGCCAGUACUGAAGCCGUAGCUAUUGACCUGCCAACAAUUCCAGCUUGCAAGCGUUUCAACCCCGCAAAGCUGUCUAGCAUCGACUUCAAGAAGUGCACAGAGCCAUGGGCGCUUAGCUCAAUCAUUGCUUGGCUCAAGAGCAUGACGGAAGGUGAAAAUGAUCUAAAAGAGGGUCCUAUCCAGGAGGGUCUGGUCGCACUUUUCACUCACAAAGUCCCAACGAUGAAUAUUGCCGAUGCCGAGACUCUAAGUAGCCGUGUGGUGGCAGAAAUGUACAAAGCUGGUACUCUUGUGCACGAAGAAGAAUGGCUCAAGUUUUCUUCUGAGAGCAUCACGGGUGUAAUAUUCCAGCUGACAGGAGCGGGCUGCUACGCACCCAUGUUGCAUACUCACGCUUCUCCUGGUCGAUGCUAUUCACACCACUGCCAGCGAACACUCAAGAAGAUUGACCUCCAUGCUCCAUCCGCCGCUCCUCGUUCUGAAGAUUGGGCGACUUUUUACAAGCUGAAAAAGGAGGACAUUGAGGGUGCGAACAAGAAGGAAAUCGAGCGUCAAAACAUCCUACACGAGAUUGUGCAGGGAGAGGACAACUACAUGAAUCGACUCGAUGUAUUGCGCCAACUGUACCGUGACCGGUUAAAGGCAUCCAAAUCUGAGGUUAUACCCGCGGAAAGGCUCGACCGGUUCAUCCGCGACGUUUUCAGCAAAGUGGAUGCAGUGCGCAAGGCAAAUGAAGACCAUCUCCUCCCACAAAUAAAGUACAGGCAGCAAGAGCAAGGGCCGUGGAUUGUUGGGUUUAGCGACAUCUUUAGAGAAUGGAUCCGGAAGGCCAAGCACGCAUACAUUGAGUAUGCGGCAGCCUUUCCGUACGCAACCUUCCGAGUUCGACAAGAGGCUGACCGGAACAAGGACUUCCGUAGAUUUCUGGAUGAAGCUCAGAAACACAAGCUUUCCAACAAGCUUGGUUGGGAUACGUAUCUGAAGGCACCUAUCGACAGGCUGCAGCGUUACGGUCUGCUUCUGGACACGGUGCUAAAAUACUCGAUUGUCGACAAUGAGGAGAAGAGGAAUCUCCAAAUUGCCAAGGAUGAGAUCAAAGCUGUAACUUUGGAGUGCGAUGCCCGUGUUGCUGAGAUGGGCCGGAAAGUCAGCCUCACGGAUCUUCAAACCAAGCUCAUUUUACGACCAGGCAUGCAACGUGUAGAGCUCAAUCUGGAUCAUCUUGGACGAGAACUGAUCUUCCGAGGCGAUCUGCAAAGAAUGGCAGGUAACCGCUUCAACUGGCGUGAGACUCACGCACUACUCUUCGACCACUACCUCGUACUCGCAAAAACAGUCGCUCUCAGAGAGGCAGAUGGAACUCCUAGGCCUGAGAAAUACGACGUGUGCCGGGUGCCAAUUCCCAUGGAUCUGCUCGUGCUUGAAAGCGAAGAUGAUGAUCCCGUUGUACGUUCAACGAUGAAGGGUAUAUCCACGGUCACGGCAGUCCCGGGUCGAGUUGCCGGAACUGGUGCACGCCUAACCGGCAGUCCUGCUCCAGGCGCUUUGCAGCACGUGACUACCAAUUCCUCUCUUGGGUCCUCAAAUACAAGUGUUUCUGGAAAGACCCUCGUCAAUACCUCAACAAUUGAUGCCAGUAAAGAUGAGAAGGUUCUAUAUCCGUUCAGAGUGAAGCACCUUGGCUCGGAGACUUACACCCUGUAUGCUCCAAGCGCCCAAAAUCGAGCCGAAUGGUGUGACAAGCUCAUCAUUGCAAAGACACGACACGCCGCGUCUCUCUUUGCUCAGAACGCAGAGCCUUUCAGAUUACGAGUGAUGGCUGAUGCUGCGUUUGCAUACGACAGUGCUAUGCCAUCUCAAAGAGCCAUAACCAUCAAGGGAACACCUCUGGACCGAGCCAUUGACGAGGUAGAGAAGCUCUUCGUUAACGUUGGCCGUCCGGUGCCCAUCUGCCGAGCGAGGGUUAAUUGUGCCACGGCCUUUGUCCAACCCCAUGGCAAACACAUGGUGGCGGUUGGUACAGAUAUUGGUGUAUACGUGUCCGACUUUGAUAACCCUAGAGGUUGGUCAAAGGCCAUUCAAACACCGCGAGUAACCCAGAUUGCCGUGCUCGAGCAGUUCGGCUUGAUGCUCCUCGUUUCUGAUAAGGCUUUGAUUGCAUACCACCUGGAUGCUGUGUGCCCGCUCAGCGGCAUAGCUCCUUCAAACGACUCGACCCGACGCGCUCCUCAAAAGCUGUCAGGCGCGCGUGACAUUGGCUUCUUCGCCACUGGUGUAAUGAAGGACAGGACCCUGGUCUUCUACAAGAAGCGCGACGGAAUCUCAUCAACUUUCAAGGUCCUCGAGCCUGUGUAUCAGAAAUCCACAGAGAAGAAGUCCAGGAUAUGGAAAACGGGCCGCACGGAGUUUUUCCGCGAAUACGAUGAGUUCUACAUCCCGGCUGAAUGCUUCACCAUCAAUCUCUUCCAUUCUUCUCUCGCCAUCUCCACAUCCAAGGGCUUCGAGGUACUCACUUUGGACAAGAAACAGCCAUGGUCGGUGCCAGACCUAAAGCAACCACACGUCGCCACUAUUGCAUCGCGACUACAAAACCAAGUCCCAUUGGGCAUGUUCCGCCUCUCGGACCAAGAGUUCCUUCUUUGUUACCAGGAGUGUGCGGUAUACAUCAACAAGAACGGUGACAUCUCCCGCUCGGUUAUCAUGGAAUUUGUCGGCAAGGCAGAGAGCGCUGCCAUGUACGGACCGUAUGUGUUGCUCUUUGACCCCGACUUCGUUGAGAUUCGCAACGCACAGAAUGGCAGAUUACGUCAAGUGAUUGCUGGGCGUGAUGUCAAGUGUUUGGAUGAUGGACUCAGCGGAGGUUCAUCGCACAACAGGACAGUGAAGCUGAGCUUGCAGCAUCCGUACCAUGAAAGGAGCCAAGUCGUUGUUGAGUUGGUGCUUAACGAAGGUCAAAAGGAGUAA
Molecule: messenger RNA, 4983 nt
Organism: Bipolaris victoriae FI3
Lineage: Eukaryota; Fungi; Ascomycota; Dothideomycetes; Pleosporales; Pleosporaceae
Exons: 2
Coding region: 1-4983 (1660 amino acids)
Molecular function (GO): guanyl-nucleotide exchange factor activity
Source: RefSeq, a predicted model, not a curated record